GUUGCUUCGCCAUCUUGUUGCCAGGAAAGCUUCUUUCCGAUUGUCUCUAGAUUUUCAUAAGGCUAAUUCACGUUCUGUCGCAACGACAACAGUAAAACAAGAUGGCAAAAGAUUGCAUGGAUGAUGUUACAUUUAGCAGAUUGCUGAAUGACAUUAAUCAGCAAACUUCAUCCUUGGAUAAGAAAGUUGAGACCCUGUACAGCUCCAGAGGAUUUUUCAGUGCUGAUCAGGCGGCCACAUUAUUGUAUGCUUAUGGAAGUCCAGCAGACAAGAUCAAGGCAAUUAGGGUCCUGGAGUCUAGGCUAUGUCGAAUGACCUGUAAGGACGCCAGAGAAAUUAUCGGAGCAGUCAGUGUUCAUAACGACAAGCUUAUUGUGUUGGAUUGUAUAAAAAGGUGUCUGUGUGACUAUCAGACGACGAUGGGGGAAGAGUAUAUCUUCAGUGCCUUCCCUUUCGAACACGACAAACAGAGAGCCAUGCAAAUUCUGCAGACUGUUGGAUCGUCUGUGGCCAAUAAGGUAGCCGCUGGAGGUCACCAGGGUUACGCCGCCCUCGGAGGCCUCUACACACAGGCCCGCCCGAUGGUCCCUCAUCUAUACGGGCCCCUACCCAUGCAGGCUGAUCUCAUCCCCGGCUAUGGUAAGAUUGAGAUCCCCCCUGAGGCCCAGCCCGGCGUGGUACCAUCUGUGUACACUGGUCACCCAUCAUACGCCUACCCACCUGAUAAAAGCUAUGCCGAAGAUAGAGGUUACCCUGGCAACAGCUCCUUCUCCCAAGGGCAGACAACUCACACCUAUCCAGCUGGAGCUCCUCCAUUGGGCUACCACAGUGGGGCGCCAUAUUCCACCGGCUUUCCUCAACUAGAGGCCUAACUAAUCAAAUAAAUACUAAAUAAUGCUUGGAGGAUGUUGUUUAGGAUGAAAUGUAAUUCAGAGACAAUUCAAAUUCUUAAGUUAUAAUUCUAUCUUACAAACAUUCCAAGAGUGAUACCUUGGUUAAAUGUCCUGCAACAAGGUUGAAAAUUUGACUGAACAAGUUAUAAUGUCCAUCAUUUUGUGCCAAUUAAGUAUCUAAAAAAAUGCAGUGCGUUCUUUUAUUGACCAACACAUUUAGAGACACAGUAUAAAUAAAAUAAUAUAUUGAAUUCAGACAAAAGUUUUAAUUUUAAUUUGUUUCAUUAUUUUUUAAAGAAAAGAAUUGGGCAUUGGACACACUUUAAUUAUUAAUUCAUCAUUUAGACAGGAAAAUAAACGUUGUUUUCUUUGUUUAAAAAGGAAAUCUACCAUAAUCUGGUAUCUACAACUUCACACAUCCCCUAUCUGUGAUAAAAUUGUGAUAUUGUUUUUUUGAUAAAUGUUCUAUUUAUAACCUAAAGAUGUUACAAGUACGUUUCUAUGUAUAAAUAUGUGUUAUUCUGAGAAACAAGAUGUGCUGGAACCUUCAUAUAAAUUAAAAAUCAAAUUAUAAGCCAAACCGAUGUUGGUAGACAUUAAGACAAUUAUUUAUGCAUGUGAUCUUGUCAAGUGUAAAGUUAAAUUGUAUACAGUAUUAUUAAGUGACGUAAGACCACAAUGAACUGUCCUGUUGACCUUUGAUUUACAUAUUGGUUACAGGUGAGUCGAAAUAUUCAUAAAGGGAUAUUAGCCCUUUCACCCCUAUGUAACUUUAGUAGACUCUACCAUGCAUUGAUCUGGAUGAGUCCAAUAUGGUCUACAUUGGUGAAAGGGUUGGGUAGACCUAUCAUCAAAGUAAGUGCUUACUGUACCCUAUACACCUGAACAAUGAGCAGGUAGGCAUAUCUAAAAAAAAAUGCAAUCGCCUGAUAUGAAUAUUCCACCCAAAUUUCAGCAUAUUGGGUUAUACUGUACUCUACUUGCGUGAACAAAUGAAAUUAUCCAAUAUGAAUAUUCCACUCAAAUUUCAACAUUUCAGGCCAUUUUGGUCUGAAUAAUUGUGAUUCUAUUUGAUAAAUUUAAUUGCUCGGGUGUUUUUUUUAUUGAGGAUUAAAAUCUCUAUAGUGAAUUAACCAAUAUGAUGCCAAAAUGUGUUUAUAGUAAAUAUAGCAUUCUACAGAAAGUUAGUAGAGAUCAGCAUUAAUUUUGAUAUUCAAUUUGUACAACACUCCUGGAGUAAUGACAUUCUGAUUCAUACGUUUUUGUUUGAUUAAGACAAAAUAUUAAAUAAUGUAAAUUGUCAUGCAUGAAUGAAUUUCAAUAUAAUGAAUGUCUAUUUCCCCUAAAUAGUUAUUUAUAGCAAGAUUUUUGAAAAUUGAAAGAAAAGUGGAGAUGGAGAGAAAGAGAAGAUUCAAGAAAAAAUAAUCUUCUGUUUCUUUCAAAAACAGCAAUAAUUAAGAUAAGAAUUAUAAUAACAAACUUAGAGGAAUUCUAGGUAUUUAUGAUAUCAUACAUAUAUAUAAUUCUAUUACUUUCUAUUCUAAUUUGCUCAAGAACUUUCAGCACAUCCUUGAUCCAGUCAAUUAUAAUCCUUCUGCGAUAUUUCUAAGAUAAACUGUAAGCGUACUUAUUUUAGCGCACUCUUAUUUUAGCGCAUUAUCAAAUUUUAUCAGAUCAGUGCACGGAUAAAUUGACGCACCCAAAGUAUGCAAUAAAAUUCAAUAUACACAAGAACUUCAAUUAGUGCAUGCAUUAUUUAGCAAAAAAUUUAAAGUGCAAAAAUCGCUAAAAUAAGACUACCGCUAAAAUAUGUACGCUAACAGUAUGAUAAAUAGAUGUAACCCAGUUACAUUUAGAUAUGUUACAAAUAUUACGCGUUAAUGUAUUGUUGUAUAUGUGUGUCUUUUUACAUUGUUAUGAACUAUCAGAUAUUUAUAUUAUUUGUUGAUGAAACAUUGUCGCUUGAUUUAUAAACAUUUUAAAUAUUUUUCAGCAUCAGUAUUAAAUCCCAGUCAUGUUGUCCUGCUUUUUUUCGUCUUCUGAAGAUAUCCUAAUUUUUAUAAAUGGAUUAUAUGUUUCAUGGUACAUUUAUAUUUCAAAAGAUGUUAUUGAGUUUCUGAAAUGUGCUUAUGAAGUUUACUUCCAGUCAUAUAUUUAAGUCUAUAAAUACUGCUUGCGAAAUCGUUAGAGCUUUUUAGAUGUUAAAUUUUGAAGAGGCAAAUCUUUCAUUUUAAGAAUUGAUGUGGGUUUUUUCUCUGUUGCUUUCUUUUCCAUUUGUAAUAUCAAAUUGAUAUUUUAAAAAUUCUGCUAAAUUGGCCUUUCCUUUAUUUUCUAUUUGCAAUUUCAUUUGAAGUUCACAUUUUCAAAAAUUCUGCUAAAAGGGUCUUAACAACUUAAAAUCUGUCUAAUUAUAGACAUUUAAUUGACAAAGAUUCGUGAUUUAUCAAACACUUUAUAUACUUGCAUCUGAUUUGUAAUCUCAUAAUAAAAAAAAAACAGUGAACAAAAUGAGUAGAUUUUAUGAAGAUUUGUUUCCCUUCCCAUGCAGUGCACAAAAUCAAAUCAAAAUAUGUCAGCAUUUUACAAUGACUAAGUACACACACAAACAUUUUAAUUUAGUUCUAUAUACCUGAGUAUGAGAACAUUUAUUUUUUAGGUUGGUUAAAAAAAUACAUUAAUAAAUUAAUAAAUUAUGCCAUACAGGGUUUUAUUUUAUUUUUUAAUGUGUAUUAAAUACUUAAGUUUAUAAGAUGUUUAUAGCUCUCUAUUUAUAUUCACAGAUAUUGUCAGAAAAAACAUGUUUUUCAUUAGGGUUCUUUUAUAAAAGACAAAAGUUUUGAUUUUGUUUGCGGUCAAAUAAUUUAUUUCUUUGAAACUUUUUUUUUUUUUUUAACAUACAAAAUUGCAUUUACAACAAAUUUCCAGCCUUUUCAGAUUUGUUUGAUUCUGCUGGUGAUGCAAAUUUUACAAAAUUUCUAGCUGAAGAGAUCAAAAGAUGUUAUUUUUAGAAAGAUGAGCUUUUAUAUAUAUUGCUUGUUUGUUUAUCGCCUACAAAUGUAGCUCACAGAUAGAUAGAUCACUUUUUUUAUUUUUCCCACAAAAGUUUUUUUAUUUUUUUAUUUAUGCUUAAAAUCACUGAUUUGCCUUGCUGUUCCCCACAUAACAUAGGUUACAAUUACAGUAGCAAACAAAAUAAAAUACAUAGACUGAAAUCAAAAGUUUGAGAAGAACAGAUCUACUCUUUACUCGAAAAUGUUCAUUACAUAUUAUGAGUGAAGCGGAAUAAUUUGGCCUUUUGUGCAAAUCACAUAUAUAUAUAAGCAGAGAAGUUUUACCGAAAUAUGUGUCUAUAUUUAGAAUUCAGUUGAGCGUUUCUCCAUCACCAAUAUUUGCCAAUUUUGUGCACUAUUUAACAUUAUUUUUUGUACGCUAUACGUAAUUGCAGUGCUUGCUAUUUCCGUCAUGAUAUGUUACUCUUUGCAUAAUUUUCAGAAUAUUUACUCUUACAAACAGGAAAAAAAUAAAUUCUAUGUGCACACAA
Molecule: messenger RNA, 4434 nt
Organism: Mizuhopecten yessoensis (Yesso scallop)
Lineage: Eukaryota; Metazoa; Mollusca; Bivalvia; Pectinida; Pectinidae
Exons: 7
Coding region: 102-872 (256 amino acids)
Source: RefSeq, a predicted model, not a curated record